AAGAAGGCUCCAGAGCUAGUUAACUCAUGUGCUCAAGUCAUCAGGCCCACCAGAGCGGAUUAGAGCGAAGCCAUUGUGACUGCCAGACACACUCAAUGCCAGGCCGUGGUGAUGCCCCUCAAGUUAACAAAGGCCAGUGAUCAAAGGGAGCGCUACGACAGAGCGGGCCCUGUUCAGAUUCCUGACGGAGUGCAGAGGACUGUACAGAGUAUUUUAUUCAUUUCCCCUCUGGAAAGCCCUGAGGCUUGCGGGAUCCGAAAAAUCCACACAAAAAAAAGAAGGAAAAUAAAUAAAUAAUCCGAAGAGAUGGCCUGUUCAGGCCAGAUAAGAGCUCUUGUGGUCGGGCUCACCCUGGUGCUCUGCCUGGGCGCGAGUGCGGGUCAGCGGGACUGCACCGGGGUGGACUGCCCGGUGGUGGACAACUGCAUCGAGGAGGUGCUGGAGACGGGCGCGUGCUGCUCGUCGUGCCUGCAGCGCGGCUGCGCCUGCGAGGGCUACCAGUACUACGACUGCCUGAACGCGGGCUUCCGCGGCGGCAAGGUGCCCGAGGACGAGUCCUACUUCGUGGACUUCGGCAGCACGGAGUGCUCGUGCCCGGCGGGCGGCGGCCGCAUCACCUGCCACUUCAUCCCGUGCCCGGACAUCCCGCGCAACUGCAUCGAGACGGUCACGCCGAUGGACGGCUGCGCCCAGUGCGAGCGCGUCGGCUGCGUCCACCAGAGCCAGAAGUACGAGGCCGGACACACCUUCCAGAUGAGCCCGUGCGAGGUGUGCCACUGCCCCAAAGACGGCGGCAGCCUCAUGUGCUCCCCAGUGCCGGGCUGUGACCCCCAGAAGGUCAAGAAGCCCAUGCUAGCGUCCACCACGGAGGGCAGCGACAGCCAGGCCCACCCCGGGACCUUCAGUAACUUCCUGCCCCUCUACAAAGAGGAUCCCUCAGACACGCCCGCAGACGAAGACUACGACUACCCGACGGACCUCGCCACGGCGGACACCCGAGACGCGGGCGAACCCGCCGAACCGACCUCCCCGCCUCCCUCCUUCUCCGAAACGUCGUCAUCUUCCUCCCACGCUUCCUCCUCCGGAGGAGGCCCCAGACAAGAGUUCAGGGAGGCGCAGGGGGCUUACGAAACCAGAGACGCCGCAGAGGAGCACAUGUCGAGUCCUCCCUCCGCCGCGGAGACGGCGACCUCCAGGCACCAGGAGGGGACAAUGGCAGCGGACAAAGCCCCGGCCCCAAAGCACCACGGGCCGCCCCGGGAGGCCCCCGAGGGCCAGAGCCGGCGACACGCCGAGGAGGAGCCCCAGAGAGGAGCCCCGGAAGAGGACCUCCCGCACACCGCUCACAGCGAGGGGCACCCCAGACGCAAGACUCACCACGGGCACGGGCACGGGGACAGCCACGGGGACAGCCACCGAGACAGCCACGGGGACAGCCACGGUGCCGCCGCCGCCGGUCAGGAGGAAAACCACCUGCCGGGCUCCCGCGACGGGCGCCAGGACGAUUCCCCGCCCUCGUUGAAGUUCAGCCCGUCCAGGCCGCCGCCCGUGAAGGUGCGGGAGGACCGCGAGCGCAGCCAGAGGAGGCAGUCGCAGACGCUGCUCCACUACCACACGGGAGAGCAGCAGCAGCAGCAGCAGGAGGAGCGCGGCGGCAGCCACAGCAACAGCAACAGCCCCUACGCCCACCAGUUGUCGGCGAAGGAGCUGGUGGAGGUGUGCUGCGAGGCGGGAGAGAAGUGGGCCUCCGUCCACGGCCACUGCUCCGACAUGGCCGCCGUGCACAAGGACACACACUCCAUCUGUUGGUCGGCCCAGAAGCAGUGCUGCAGCGGUUCCCUGAAAGAGAGGAAGUGUUUGGCCGGCGUCACGGCCGCCAAGCAAGGGGACGCUUGCGAGCUGGACGACAACGACCACUGCGGCGCGGACUCCUAUAAGGAGUGCUGCAGCUGCUGCUCGCUGGGCCUGCACUUCCGUAAGGAGGGUCUCCCAUGCGAGGCGCACCAGUACCUGGGCUUCCCCUGCAGCCACGUCUUCCUCACCUGCUGCGAGGGGGAGGAGGCGGCCAGCUGGAGCACGCUGCGCCAGAGACCCCCGCUGCAGCCCACCACACCGCCCAAGAGAGUUUCAGACAGCCCGUACCCCAAGGAGGCCUUCUCCAUCGGGGAGGCGGAGGACGGGGAGAACACGGUGGAGGGGGCGGAGGGCCUGCGCGACCUGGACGAGUGCAAGCUGUACGAGGGCAAGCUGUGCCACCACAUGUGCGUCAACACACAGGGCUCCUACCUGUGCGCCUGUCACCCGGGUUACACACUGCAGGAAGACGGGCGCAUCUGCGAGCCAGAGACUGAUGCAGAGGAGGAGAAUAGACUGAGGGAACAGGAACAGGAACACCAGAGUGCUGCUGCUGCUGCUGCUGCUGCUGAGACUACAACAGCUCCGGCACCACCCACCACCACCACCACCACCACCGUCUACCAUGACCCAUGCGCAGGAAAUGGGCCGUGCGCGCAGAGAUGCACCCCGGUGGAAGGGCGUCCACAGUGUUCCUGUUUUCCAGGAUUCUCUCUGGCAGCGGACGGCCUCUCAUGUGAAGAUGUAAACGAGUGCUUGCUUAUGUCCCAUAACUGCCAGCUGAAUGAGAGGUGUGUCAACACGGCUGGCCAGUACUUCUGUGAGAGACUCAUCGUCUGCCCUGCAGGCUACCAGGAGAACAACAACGUCUGUGAAGAUAUCGACGAGUGCGCGCAGAGGACCCAUAACUGCCGGAUGGGCUACGAGUGCCGAAACACGCCGGGCUCCUUCACCUGCCAGACCAUGGCCAGGUGCUCCAGCGGAUUCACCCAGGACGCCAUUGGGCACUGCGUUGAUGUGGAUGAAUGCAACACUGUUGCCCAGCCCUGCACUCCUGGGUUCAACUGCAUCAACACCGUGGGCUCGUACACCUGCCAGCGCAAGGUCAUCAUCUGUAGCCGUGGUUACCACGCUAGCCCUGACGGAAACAGGUGCAUAGAUGUGGACGAAUGCCAAACCGGAGUCCAUCGCUGCGGAGACGGGCAGACGUGCCAAAAUCUGCCUGGCACCUACCGCUGCGAAUGCCAGCCUGGGUACCAGUACGACAUGUUCCGCAAGACGUGUGUGGAUGUGAACGAGUGCUGGCGCUAUCCGGGCAGGCUGUGUGCGCAGACGUGCGAGAACACCCCCGGCUCCUACCAGUGCUCCUGCACCGCCGGCUUCCGCCUCGCCAGCGACGGCAAGAACUGCGAAGAUGUGAACGAGUGCCUGAACAACCCCUGCAGUCAGGAGUGCGCCAACAUCUACGGAUCGUACCAGUGCUACUGUCGCCAGGGCUACCACCUCCAGGAGGACGGCCACAGCUGCGAUGACAUUGACGAGUGUUCCCAGAGCAUGGGACACAUGUGCACGUUCAAGUGUGUGAACGUUGAGGGCAGCUACCAGUGUGCCUGCCCAGAGUACGGCUACACCAUGUCCGCUAACGGCCGAUCCUGUCAAGAUAUUGACGAGUGUGCUAUCGGGACUCACAACUGCUCCGUGUCAGAGACCUGCUACAACAUCCAGGGAGAUCACCGCUGCCUGUCCUUCCACUGCCCCGACAACUACCGCCGCGUCUCCGACACACGGUGUGAGCGGAUGAACUGUCCUAACUUCGUUGAGUGCCAGAACUCUCCUCUGAGGAUCACCUACUACCAGCUGAGCUUCCAGACCAACACCAUCGUUCCAGCUCAGAUCUUCCGCAUCGGACCGUCGCCGGCCUAUUCCGGAGACAACAUCAUCAUCAGCAUUCCGCGCGGCAACGAGGAGAACUACUUCAGCACGCGCAAGCUCAACACCUACACGGGCGCCGUCUACCUGCACCGACAGCCGCGCGACCCGCGGGACUUCCUUAUCGAUGUGGAGAUGAGGCUGUGGCGUCAGGGCACCUUCACCACGUUCCUCGCCAGGAUCUACGUCUUCAUCACAGCACCUGCCCUCUAACCGACAUAUCCCUACGCCUUCAUCGCAGCACCUGCCCUCUAACGGACAUAUCACUACGCCAACAAACUCAAGCCCUCUAACCGACAUGCCACUACGCCUACAAACUCAAGCCCUCUAACCCACAUGCCACUACACCUACAAACUCAAGCCCUCUAACCUACACGCCUCUACACCUACAAACUCAAGCCCUCUAACCCACACGCCACUACGUCAACAAGCUCAAGGCUUCUAACCAGCUACCACUACACCUACAAACUCAAGCCCUCACCAAUCCACUAGCAUGCCACUAUGCCUUUGAGCUGUGGCUCUCAGUUACCCACAUUCCCAGUUUUGGUGAUUAACCUUUCUCCCUCUCAGCGAGCUUUCUGUCAUGCCCAGCUCUACAUAACAGUGGAGCUCCCUCCUGUUCUCUAAGUUCUCCAUCACACAUGCCUGGCCACGCCUGCUCGAUCUACUUUCAGGAAGAUACUAGUCUGGAACAUGAUAGUUCAGAAUCAGAAUCAGCUUUAUUGGCCAGGUUUGCGUAAACAAACAAUGAAUUUGACUCCGGUUCAUCUUUGCUCCCAAGUACAACACUCAACAAUAACAUAAAAAAAACAGUAAGAAUAGAAUAAGACAGUCAGAAAAUUGGACAAACGCACAAAAACAAACAAAGUACUAGAGAGCUGCAUUGGGAGAAAUGCAGAAAUUUAUUUACAGCAAAGCUCGGCCCACAUGUAUUGUUUACUGACUGAUAGUGCUGUUUAUUGUCAGUUUGUAAAGUUUAGGCCGAAGUACAGUAGCAGGUCAUUUUAGGAAUAUCUGAUCAAUGUUAUUGGUAAGACUGGAGCAAUGAAUUUCAAAGUUCUACGCCUGUCAUGCUAGCUUGUAAAUCCCAAUUAUGAGUGAGCAGACUCUAUUCACUGGUGAAUGAGUUGGGUUUUCCAGGCUAGUAACACCUAGCUGACACCUGUAAUACCUUGCUCAAAAGAGAGAAUCUUUAGAACGAAACAUGAUCACAAGAACAGGGCACAAACAGGAUCACAAGAACAGGGCACAGGGCACAUUUACCAUCCCAGUGUGUGAGCAAAGAGUAAAGACUGACAAUAUACCGAGGAAACGAAGGGUUUAAAUUCUUUGGGGCUAAGUAUGAGGGUUUGAAUGCUCUGGGGGGCUAAUCAUGACACACACCACAAGGUGAAACAAAAUCAGGAAAUGAAAAAAAGGACCAACAACAGAGAAACCAAGAAAGACACCUUCCUUGAAUCUCUAUAUUGAACUUCAGGCCACUGGUGGUGUGAUGACGAACAUCAUUCUGAUGAAGAGGCUUGUAAGCUCGAAGCAUCACCCUUCUUGUGAGAAGUUUAGUAAGAAAUUUCAAAAGAGCCCUGCACUAGAUUUUCCUUUUUCUUUUUCUCCUGAUUACGCGGUUCUCACUUGAUUGGGUUAAUCAAGGGCAUCGUUAUCACCCCACGGUAUCACUCUCCGUAGCUGUAGCACACAGGGAUAUAGCGAGAGCAGGUUGAGCGCAGGAAGACCCUAGGAGGUGGAUUGAGAACCCCUUUAAUCAGACCAAAGCCCAGCAGGGCAGCGCUGGCCCAAAGGACAUUAUGGUGCAAACAUGUCAUUGUGUGGUAGCAGAUCUGCCGCAGUGAUGUCACUCUGAAAGGCCGGUAAAAAAUACACACACCAAUGUCCUGAGUCUUUGGUUUAGGACUUUAUGGGCAGGAUAAGACCCAUUCACUUUGUCUUCGAAGGCAAUGAACAAAUCCUAAACCAUAUAAUCAAUAUUUACAGUACACGUGGAACUAUUUUAAACAUCCUCCCUUUAGAGUUUCAUUAUUACUUUUUUGUCUAGAAGUAUUUUGGCAACUCAGAUUACAUGUUGCAGUAAUCCUGGACUGGAACUCUCAAUAAAGAACUCUCCUCUCAUUGAACUGUUCUCCGCCAGGUUAUAGGAAAGAAACCGUCCAGGGGUAUUUUGACUUUACCCGUUAAGACCGGAUGUGCCUUACAAGUGUUUCUCCCUUUAAGGCCGCAUGUGCCGUCAGAGUGUUUCAUAAAAUGCUUAGGCUUUAGGGAGCCUUUUCAAUGGGAACUCUAUCUUAAUAGGUUAAACCAGCCUACAACUGUUACCUGUUAUUGUCUGCCGAGAUUAUGAUCAUAUGCCUUUAAGAAGUAGAUUGUGUACAUUAUAUUUAUGCUGCCUACUUUUCUUCUUACCUCAUAAAUGGAAUGAUACUGGAAAGGGGAAGGCUCUUAAUUUGAGAUGUGUGUUGUUCAAGAUGAAAGAUGAAUAUGUUUAUAAAAUGGGCAUGUUGAAACUUCUGCUAUUUAUCCCCAGCACAUGCACCUCUGUCCUUAAAAAAGCUUUCGAGAGAAUUCUUUUGCUAAAUAUUCUAUUCUGUUCGCACAUGUAUUUGUGAUUUCUGGCACAUUAUCAUAUGGAUGUAUAAAAUUUUAAGCUGUUUCCAUGAAUUCUUAUGAUUUUUGGUAAAAAAAUAAAUAAAUACAUUAAAAUGUA
Molecule: messenger RNA, 6499 nt
Organism: Sardina pilchardus (European sardine)
Lineage: Eukaryota; Metazoa; Chordata; Actinopteri; Clupeiformes; Clupeidae
Product: fibulin-2-like
Exons: 17
Coding region: 307-3996 (1229 amino acids)
Cellular component (GO): extracellular region
Molecular function (GO): calcium ion binding
Source: RefSeq, a predicted model, not a curated record